CUCGUAUUAUUAUUAUAUUUUUCCCCCUCCUAUCAUUAAUUCACUUGGCAUAGAUGGCUAAGAGCUAUCGUCUUAGAUUCCUCCUCCUCUUCACCUACAAUUUUCCUAGUACUCGAUCUUGCUACGUCAAAUCUACCAACUAACGCAAUCCCCCAAGAUUCACGCAACCUCACCUUCUUAAGCUACUUUCACCUUGGCUUGCUUCUUAAACCCAACCCAUUCGCUAUUCAUGAAUGGUCAAUUGCAGGCUGCAUGGAUUCCCCCAAAAAUUCCUCUAGCUCUUUGAAUAUUGGAGAGCGAAUUUGCGCUGCGCUUUUGCCAUUCGCAGCCAUAAUUGAGGUUUUGAUUUUCGCUGUCACCAAUUGCUUCGAGUUACGCCAUCAGAUUAAGAGAACUACUAACCGCUUGAGUGAUAUAGCUCGCCUUGCCAAUGAGUCUCCAUGUAACUUUCUCUUUCUUAACAUUUUUCUUUCUUUCCUUUUUUCUUUUGGUGUUGAAAUGUUCAAUUUUGUGGUGCUGUUAAUGGAUUCGUUUGCAUUUACCGUUAAUGAAGUGGAGGCAUUGUAUGAGCUCUAUAAGAAGUUGAGUUGUUCCAUAAUCGACGAUGGGUUGAUUCAUAAGGAAGAACUUCAAUUAGCACUGUUUCAAACUUCUUGUGGCGAGAAUCUCUUCCUGGACAGGGUUUUUGAUCUUUUUGAUGAAAAGAAAAAUGGUGUGAUUGAGUUUGACGAAUUUGUCCAUGCCCUCAGUGUUUUCCAUCCCUGUGCCCCUUUGGAAGAAAAAAUAGAUUUUGCAUUUAGGCUGUAUGAUUUGAGACAAACUGGAUUUAUUGAGCAAGAAGAAGUUAGGCAAAUGGUGAUUGCCAUUCUGAUGGAAUCUGAUGUUAAUUUGCCGGAAGAACUUCUUGACGAUAUCAUAGAAAAGACAUUUGUUGAAGUGGAUGCUGAUAAGGAUGGUAAAAUCAGUAAAGAUGAAUGGAAAGCUUUUGUGAUAAAACAUCCAUCUGUACUGAAGAAUAUGAGUCUUCCUUAUUUGAAGGACAUAACCACUGCAUUUCCAAGUUUUAUUUUUAACACUGAGGUUGAAGAUUGAAUCCGAAACUUUUCGUAGCAUUUCCCAAACAAGGUGUUUGGAGGAUUCAGUUGCACACAGAACUGCUUUGCGCAAUAAAUCAUGUUGUUUUGCUUGAAACAUGCAUUCAACUGGGAGAGAGGGAAGUCAUUGUCUUUGCAAAGCAAGACCAUAGUGGUGGAAGCAGCAGCAGCAGCAGCAGCAUGACAAAAUCAUUCUGAUCAAUCUCUGCCAAUCAUAGGCUAUGGGAUUUCAUUUUUUAUGGUCUAAUCUAACGCCUGUGCUGUACAGUUUUUUGGAAUGAAACUGUUUAGUUAUUACCCCAAAUUUGGCAUUUAUUAAUGUUAAAUAUGCCCUCCAUUUGUCUUCCCCUCGUACUCAAUGUUUUGUUUAUAGUGGCGUAUGUUUUGUGAUGAUAUUUUAAUCAAAACGCAUCUAAAUUUUUAUUCA
Molecule: messenger RNA, 1521 nt
Organism: Hevea brasiliensis (rubber tree)
Lineage: Eukaryota; Viridiplantae; Streptophyta; Magnoliopsida; Malpighiales; Euphorbiaceae
Product: calcineurin B-like protein 10
Exons: 8
Coding region: 253-1092 (279 amino acids)
Biological process (GO): calcium-mediated signaling
Molecular function (GO): calcium ion binding; kinase binding
Source: RefSeq, a predicted model, not a curated record